AUGAAUACCCAAAAAAAUACUAAAAAUAAAAAUGAUCAUAAUGUGCCCAGUAAUUUUGAAAUGGAGGAUUUAAAGGGUAAAGCUAUAAUAAAAGAGUUUAUAGUGGUUUCUCAAGAUAUUGUGAUCAAAGAGUUCUAUCAUUUUAUUGAAAAAACAUCUUUUAUUUAGGAAAAUUUUGAAAUGUUAUUUAAAGUUGGUGAUAAUUUAAGGUUAGAUUUUAAAAAUUGGCCAACAGCUGAAUAGGCUAUAGUAUUAUUUAAGCUAAAUCUGUACUUUUAUAUACAUAUUUUAAGGGAAAAUGGAAGAAAGAAAUCCAUAAAGUGGAGUGAAAUUGAAAAAAAGCUAUUUUAUUGGAUAGUAAUCCGAUAUUGUUUAUAUAAAGGGUUGAAAGAUAAUAGAUUAUUAGUAAAUGAUUUAUUAACUUUACAGAAAUAUGAAGAAUGGAGAGAAAUUUCCAAAAUAAUUUUAGGAAGGAAUGCUCAUCAGUGUAGAUUGAAAUGGGAAUAAAGAUAUCGAAUUCCAUUAUCUUAAAUACCUUGGACAGAAUAAGAAGAUUAAUUGUUAUUUUCAGUACAUUAGUAAGAAAAUGAUUAGAUAUUAAGAGAGUUUUAGAAAUCGGGUAGAGAGAAUAAAUGGUCCUAAAUAGCUAAGGAAAUAUUCAAACAAUCCUCAAACAAGGUAUUUAGAUAGCCAAAAUAAUGUAGAGAGAGAUGGAUAAAUAGAUUAGAUCCUAAUAUAUCUAAGUAUCAAAUAUAUAAAUUAGUGUACCUUGGGAUAAAUAAUAGGAAAUUGAUUUAUUAAAGAUGAUAUUAAUAAGAGGGAAGAAAUGGUCUGAAUUAUCUAUUCUAUAUGGUAGAACAAGAACAGAAAACACUUUAAAAAAUAAAUAUAAUUCAUUGAUAAAGAGAGAGAUAUAGAAAUAAGAGAUUAAUAGUAUUAAUCCAAUCUUAUUUGAGAAAGUAUAAAUAUUAAGAUAAAGUUAUUCAAAAAAAUAUGGCAUAUCAACACCAAUAGAAGAAAUUGAUAACUUUGAAUGCCAAUUUAUUCUGUUAGCUAUUAAAAAUUUAUAUGUGGAACUUUAUUUACAGGAAGGAAAAAUUAAAGAGGCAUAAAAAAUUAAUAAUGAUGAUUUUUUUGAUUACCUUCCUGAUGACUCUAUUUAGGUUAACACUAAUGAAAGAUUUUUAUAUAAGAAAAAAUUGAAUAUUUAAAAAGUUGAUUCAAACUUUUAUGUAAACAAUGAUCAUAGCAGUCUUGUUAUUUUUAAUAAAAGAAAUAAUCGAAUCUAUUUGACACCAUAUAAUGUAUUAGAUUUCUAAAAUAUUAUACUAAAUACUAUAAUAAAAAAAGUUAAUAUUGACAUUAAUACUAUAAAUAAUACUAAAGAAUAGGCUACUCAAUCAAAUUAAUCAAAAUUCAUUAUUGCAAAUCAAUAAAAUUGCAUAAUUCCUUGUUAAUAGAUGUUAUAAAAUUAUGUAUUUGUUCCAAACUGUUUUGGAUAAUCAUUAUCAUCCUAAAUUAGUAAUUCAUUUUGUACUUUGUAAUAAAGCCAGUAAUAUGAUUAAUUGAAGAGUAUUGAUUUAAGAUAUUAGAAAGAUAUGAUUAAUUCCAUAGGAGGAGAUAUAAAAACUGUAGAUUCAUGUGAUGAAAUAUGA
Paramecium primaurelia is the source of this 1655-nucleotide messenger RNA. Lineage: Eukaryota; Ciliophora; Oligohymenophorea; Peniculida; Parameciidae. The record is from the annotation of a GenBank genome assembly.